AUGUUCAUCCUUGAAUUGUCCGCUUCAUUUAUUCUCAAGUCUAUUGCAGUGGGCUUGAUUCAGUAUUCAAUACUCAGAGCAAUCUACAAUAUUUUCUUCCAUCCCCUCAAGAACUACCCCGGCCCGCCAAUUUUGGCUGCAAGCCGGCUCCUAAUCACCUAUGCGAACAUAACGGGCCAGUCUUCUCUGUGUGCAUUACAACUCCAUGAGGAAUACGGCCCCGUAGUACGUAUGGCUCCAAACGAGCUAAGUUACUCGGAUUCCAGCUCUUGGAGAGAUAUCUACGCAAGCAACCCAACACGCCCUGCCGGUAUGGCGCGAGACCCAGCUUUCUACAAUACUUUCGACGAGAACCACGCUGCCCCUUCACUUGCCAACGCUAACAACAUGGACCAUUCGAGAAUUCGUCGCAUCUACGCAAACGCAUUCUCCAAACGAAACGGGCUCUUGCUGCACAAGAGCCUAUCAUCGCCGACCAUAUAA
Molecule: messenger RNA, 483 nt
Organism: Penicillium samsonianum
Lineage: Eukaryota; Fungi; Ascomycota; Eurotiomycetes; Eurotiales; Aspergillaceae
Product: cytochrome P450
Exons: 2
Coding region: 1-483 (160 amino acids)
Molecular function (GO): heme binding; iron ion binding; monooxygenase activity
Source: RefSeq, a predicted model, not a curated record